Mesorhabditis belari is the source of this 1689-nucleotide messenger RNA. The record is from the annotation of a GenBank genome assembly. NCBI's taxonomy places the organism in Eukaryota, Metazoa, Nematoda, Chromadorea, Rhabditida, Rhabditidae.
AUGAGGCAUCUCAGCGAACUGUUCCAAAAGGACUUCUUGGCACAAUUGCCAGAGGAGAUUGCUUAUCGUAUCCUUGCCUAUUUGACACCGUGCGAUUUGAUGACUUGUGCUGGCGUUUCGCGGGCGUGGCGGCGGCUUUGUGAAGAUGAUCGGACGUGGCGACAAAAAUGUUUGGAGAGAGGAUAUGUGAAAUUUGAUGCGCCAAGUUUUCGUUUUCUCGGAGGUCGGGCGACGAAUCGAGCAAAUAAGCAAACGGGAAUCACAAUCUGUUCACAUAUGGACGUUCAAGAAGCACAGCAAAAUCGACAAGCACGCGAGAUAGCAUAUGGGGAAUGUUAUGAGCGUUCGCCAUGGAAGUCGCUGUACUUGCGAAAGAAGCGAAUCAUUUCGAAUUGGCGAUCCCGGGCGAUUCAAUCGAGCACUGUUCUGGAGGAUGACUUUAAAUACGCAAUUUCUCUACAAGCUCACCCUGGUCUUAUCAUUACUGGUUCUCAUGAUGAUAAGUUGCGGGUCUGGAAUGUUGAAGAUGCUCAACCGGCUUUUACUCUAACUGGUCAGAAUGGUCAGCCUUCGUCGUAUCAAGUGAGCGAAGAUGGCAAAUACAUUGUCUGUGGCGGGCAGGAUGAGACGGUGCGCAUUUGGUGUGGUCAAACCGGUGCACAGCUUCAUGUUUUGCAGGGACAUACGGAUUGGAUUACAUGCAUGAGUCUACAUGGCACAACUCUUGUUUCUGGGUCGCUUGAUGAAACGCUCCGUGUCUGGGACAUUGUCGACGGGAAAUGCCUUCACAUUUUGGCUGUCGAUGCUAGGAAUUGUGUGCAAUUUGAUGGAGAGCGGGUUGUAUCUAGUGGCGGUGAUUAUAUCGUAAAUGUUUGGAAUGUACACACGGGGGAGUGCUUGCACAUGUUGACGGGUCACACGGAUAUAACCCUUUCACUUUUGUUUGAGUCACAGCGUGAUCUUGUCGUGUCGGGUAGUCGUGACGGGAGGAUUCGCGUCUGGGAUGUGCAAAGAGGAACAUGCAUCACACAUCUUGACUUUCUUCAAGGGUUCAGGUUCGAAGAUUAUCGGAACUUUCGGAUGCAGCUUCGCGGAAACACUUUGGUCUCCUGUUACGACUCGGACAUUUGGGUUUGGGACAUUCGUGAGGGUGGCUCAUGCCUUCACCACUUACAUGGCCGAAAUGGUCAUACGUCGAACAUCACUUCCUUGCAAUUGCUCGACUCCGGACUUUUGGUGACAGGUUCGAUUGAUGGCUCGGUGAAGCUGUGGGAUGUGGACAAAGGUAAAUUUGUUCGUGACCUUAUUCGUCUUCAAUAUCAGAAUUGUAUUCUGGAUCUCAAAGCCACUGAAACAUUGCUUGUCUGCGCGCAACGGAUCGCCAUCGUCCAUCAGAUCACCGGUUUCCUCCUCCGCAACUCCGAGAUCGAUUUUCGGGACUUUCGAAGGCAACAAUUCGUUCUCAACACCGAACUAAUCCCGUUAUUCGUCGACUUUGAUGAUGUUGUCGAGAAGGGGAACGGCGGCGAUGACACAAAAACAGCCACUCAAAUCUAUCGAUCAAUGAUUUACGAGUUUCUCGCCGUUGGAGCAAACGAGACCCAGCUCUCCACCCUUCGUGACCUCGAUCAAGUACACGAGCGUGGCCACCUCUCCGUUCAUCUUCUAGACGAUUUUUUGAGUAAAUUG